Molecule: messenger RNA, 2806 nt
Organism: Malaya genurostris
Lineage: Eukaryota; Metazoa; Arthropoda; Insecta; Diptera; Culicidae
Product: mitochondrial genome maintenance exonuclease 1-like
Exons: 2
Coding region: 70-1131 (353 amino acids)
Biological process (GO): mitochondrial DNA replication
Cellular component (GO): mitochondrion
Molecular function (GO): single-stranded DNA exodeoxyribonuclease activity
Source: RefSeq, a predicted model, not a curated record
CAGUAACAAAAUUAUGCUUUGUGCAGUUUAAUUCAAAACCUUCUUGUUGUGCAAAUCAUAAACAGCAAGAUGAUAAAAUUAUUCAAUGUGCGUCAAUUUACAACGGUUGCAAGGUCAAUUUACAACGGUUGCAAGGUUGCAAAAAAGAGUAAAUCAACAACGCCAAACGGUCGCAAAGCACGCACCAUUAAAAACUUGAAUUUUGAAAACAAAGCCAUGUUCGGAUCGGUUAUCAAAAAGUCAGCUACUGUAUCUCAGGACUCAGUUGAAUAUUCAGAACGAUCAUCGGAAAUGUUCUGGAUUCUACAAAACACUAAUGCUCCCAGUACAAAGAUUCGGUUGAAGGGGUGUCAAACCAACUCGACGAAUGUGCUGAUACCUUUUAACGAUGUGGAAUUGCGGUCAAUGCCAUCUUUUCCAUUAACUCCAUCAUGUUCUGGGAUUCUAGAAACUCACUGGACCCGCCAUCAAUUCGAAAACAGUCCGCACAAAUCGCCAUCCGUUAACAAAGUCCUCAGUGCCACUAUGCCGGAAUCAGCCCGACAAGCACUUAUGAAAUGGAAGGCCUCUAAAAUAGCAUUACUAGGAGAGGAAGGGUUUUCUAAGCUUCAGAAAGCAACAUUAGAAAGAGGCAACAAUUUCCAUUCUUGUCUAGAAAAUUGGUUCAGUGGGAAACCCCUGGAUGAGGCUAGGCUACGAAAAGCAAAUGAAUUAUGGCUAAGCAUCAAUCCGCUGUUAAACAGAAUUGUUAAACCAGCACGAAUUAUUGAGCAGAAGAUCUAUCACCCAUUUUUGCAUUAUAACGGUGUUGUAGAUUGUGUAUCAUCAAUAGACAAUAAAAUACACAUAAUUGAAUGGAAAACCUCAGAAAAUCAAAAAAACAACCUAUCGUCUACUUUUGACGCACCACUUCAAUUGUGUGCUUAUUUGGGAGCUUUAAAAACUGAUCCACUGUACUCGGAUCUGGACAUCUCGAAUGGGGCUGUGUUUGUAGCUUACACCAAUGGAAAACCAGCACACCUACACACGAUCAAUCAUUUGAAAAUGAGAAAGUAUUGGUCGGCAUGGUUGCUACGAUUGCAGGAAUACUGGAUUCGAUAUCGGGAUAAUACGUUACCAGAGCCAAUUUGACACGUGGUUUUGUUGCUGAAAGUCGUGAUAGUGAUUUAAAUGUAUUCUGUGAGCUUUUCGACUGGAGUUCCUAUUAAAUAAAUGUGCCUCGCAAGGUUGGUCAAGAUAAAAAAAAUUGUCAAAUCGAAAUCACUGCCGAAGAAAAUCGCUUCACAUAAAAUCGGUAGUGACUUUGAACUAAAAUAAUUCUUAGCUUAUGUAAGAUCAAUUAUUGGAUGAUUCGCUUAGCUUUGAUCAUUGUGAAGGAAAAUCACAUAUGAUCAAGAUCAGACAUGAGUGCCGAUUGAUUUACGUCCUAAAUAAUUGAUCCCCCGAUGAGGGAUGUGAAAAUUAGUGACAACAGUAAUCCUACAGGAAUUUAUAACUGAGGAUAGCGCUUGUCAAUGACGCAAAAUCAUAUAAAAUUGUCAAUUUUGUAUCUUUGAGGAAUCUAGUUAUGAGUGAUAAAUAUUAUUAGAGGAGCAUGUGCAUCAUAAAUUUGUAUCAAUUUAUAUGCUUGACGGUGCUCAACAAAUCCUUAUCACCCGAGUUAAGAGAAAUACCGGUUUCGUUACGAUACGGUUUACGUAGUUUCAACAUAUGUUCUCGUUUGAUGCAACUCAUGUUCGAUUUCGCAACCGGUUGUUUGAUUCGCAAUAAAAUGAAUACUAGUUUAUGAGAAAUUAAUUAUUAUUGUUAUUGUUAAUUUGACAGCAUGCACUUUGUAAUGCAAAUUUAGUAAAAAAAUAUUUCACACCACAUAGUUAUUAUAGCGACAAAAGACUUUGUUUUACUUCCAGCUGGUUGAUGCCGAUGAUGAUGUUCAUGCAUUAUUUUGAUUGCACCCAAUAAAACGCUAUUUGACAUGAAUUUAAUUUAUAGUAGUAAUAUGAGCGCAGACUUUUUCAGGUUUACACACACAGCAGGCGUAACGUUUGAAGGGCGCGUUUGAAUUAGCGUAACGAUAGCCUGCGCUCCUGUUACUUCUGUGUCUACCAUAAACCAUAUUACCAUAAACGGAUAUAUAGACUAGACACGUACGAUUUUUUUUAUGCACAUCACGGUCCUCCGUUCAAUUGACAACAAUGAUGUUAAACUGGCAGCGCUGCUGAGUUCGAACACUGCUGUUGUCAAAUUGUUUGUACAAUGUCACCAAAUACCUGUCGAUGAUGAAAGUUUCAUUGUAUCGAAUUAAUAAAAAAAACUGGUUUUCCGGACUCUGCAAAUGGCGGGCAUCGCUUAUAGGAGGAAUGUUCUACACCGGUAUAUAUAUAUAUAUUUAUUCGGUAUAAACUGGAGUGAAAGUGUUGGUAUUGAUGAAGGUCAGCUGGGUGUUUGUGUUAAUCUGCAUGAGAGUAGCAAAUUCGGUUGUGAAACCUGGUUUGUCAGACAAGGUUAAAAAUGGCGUUCUCAGAUGCGUAGAGUACUUUGAAUGUUAGUGUUUGACAUUGGAUAAAUUUCGAACUUUUUCAUAAAACUUGUACACGGCUACGACCAGAUGGUGCUUACGCCUUGGAGUCUCAAUAUCCCACUGGCAUCAGCUCAACUGAACGAGGGGAACCAAGGCUCAUGAAGGUGUUAUCACUAAGCGAUCAAUCGAACAUUACAUGUACGAUGCAUGAGCGGCAUCAGGAGAUCGGUUAACUAUACGUAAUAAUCCAUAUUAAAGUAUUUCGGUAUAAUGUGCAAUAUAAUC